Molecule: messenger RNA, 687 nt
Organism: Lolium rigidum
Lineage: Eukaryota; Viridiplantae; Streptophyta; Magnoliopsida; Poales; Poaceae
Exons: 2
Coding region: 1-477 (158 amino acids)
Molecular function (GO): zinc ion binding; nucleic acid binding
Source: RefSeq, a predicted model, not a curated record
AUGAUAAAUGCUUCAAAUAAACUGAAGCACCUAAAGUGUGAGCUCAGUGACAACCUCCUUAUCAUCAUGAUCUUGGAGUCCCUCCCUGAAGAGUUCGAUCAGUUCAAGAUCAACUACAAUUCCAUGAAGGAGAAAUGGACACUUGCUGAGAUAUCCCCUAGGAUUGUCCAGGAAGAAGAAAGAAUGAUGAGGCAGAACAAGGAUCAGGCUUUUCAUGUUGGCUCCUCAAAGAGAAAGCAUGACGGGUCAGGCCCUUCAAAGUCGCCAAAGAAAACCUUCAAGAAGGAAAUGCCAAAGUUUAAAGGAAAGGAAAAGGAAAAGGAUAAUGGACAGUCUUCAGAGCCUACUGAUAAUGUGUGUUUCUUUUGUAAGAAGGAAGGCCAUUACAGGAAGGACUGUCAUGAAUACCUCAAGUGGAUGAUGAAGAAAGGGAUUAAAUAUGAUCCAAACCGUAACAAGCGGGGCAAGACGACUUAGAGUUGCAAAUGGAGUUGAAGUUGAUGUUGAAGCUGUUGGGUCACUCACCUUGGAGCUCCACACCGGCUUUCACCUUCAUUUAAAUAAUGUUCUUUAUGUACCUACUUUAAGUAGGAAUUUGAUUUCAGUUUCUUGUCUCGAUGAUAACAUGUUUGAGUGCAAGUUUGGUAACAAACAAUUUGUUUUAAAUUAUUGUAAUAAAGAUGUUGG